AUUGAGAACACACCAUUUCUUUUUCCAAGAGAUCUUUACCUCUUACACGGAGAUUCUACAUCCUAAAACUGUUUUGAAUUUGGAUUGGUAGAAUGCCUAUCUCAGCUUUACAAACUUGCCUUCUACUAUUUAGCCUUUCAGGGUUAAUAGAUGAAGCUACCUGCAACUUUCCAAAGUCCAAGGAUACAUUUAAACUUGCUUCCAGAGACAUGGAUUUCCUAUCAAGAGCUAGAAGUGAUGCCACAAAGAGGUGGGCUGAUGAUGAACAAUUGACUAUCCUAUCCAAAAUUGAUCAUAAGGAGGUCAAGCCAGAACAACACCUUUCAGAAGAAUAUAAAUCUCAAGAAUUGGAUCGUGUUUUUGAUUCCUUUGAAAAGAUUUCUGCAUUAUUGCAAGAUGCAGAAAAUCAUUCUGAUUAUGCUACUUUUACUCCUAAUAAACUGUAUUCAGUCAUCUUCAAUUUGAGUGACAUAUUCUUUGAGCACCUUGCCCACUUAGCAAAGUACAACCUGAUUGAAGAGGACACUCUGAAAGAAUUCAUAAACAAUAGAAACCAUUUGAUGAUCAUCUACCACUAUCUGUCAGGAAGGUUUAUUCAAACCAAUGAUAUCACCUCAAUCAUUUUGAAUCAAGGACUGGAGUUUGGCCUAGAAGAAAUACCAUUCACUGAGGACAUAAAAGAUUUAUUUAAAUCACUUGGAGUUAAAACAUAUGGAAGAAAACCUUCCUUCAAAUACUUUCAUUUGACAAAGCAAUUUGAACACCUCACAACACCUGAAUCUCUAGGACUAGCAUUUGGUUUUGAACAGAACUUGAAACCUUUGGCACAAAAAUUAGUCACUCAACUUGACCAAAUUAAAUCAAAUUCAUUUGAAAUAUAUGAUCCCAUCCAGCAGAUCAUGUUUGCAAAGAUUUACCUUGGGAUGCUAAACUUCUUGAAGAGAACUGCCCCCAAUCAAAUGGAUCUGGAUCUGGAGAGAACAAAUUUUUAUGCUUAUCAUGGAUUCAAAGAACUCGAAGAAACAAUGGGAUAUUUUUCUGAUGCAUUGAAGUUAGUCUAUACCAAGUAUGUUAAUACAGUCCAAAGAAUAGCCAAGAAAAGGCUUGAAAACUCUACUCAAGACAAUUACAUGCCUAGCUUUACUUAUUUGACUAAAUUAGGAUCACAAACAACUGGGUCUCCAUAUAGUUGUAAAGCUAGGGAUGAUGAGGCUGGACUAUGUGCCGCACUUAAAAGAAGAUCCAAGUGGAUUUUUGAUGAGCUGUUAAAUUUAAAUGAAUCAGAAGAGGCCUCCAUUGAGCAAUUGGAGAAGAUUAGAGUCAAGAUGGAAUAUAUUCUCAAACAACCAGUGACAGAAGAAUAUUUGGAAAAAAAGAUGAAGAGUAUACCCCAAAUACCAGGAAGAAGAUUUUCAUAG
Messenger RNA from Puccinia graminis f. sp. tritici CRL 75-36-700-3, 1418 nucleotides. RefSeq lists its product as uncharacterized. The transcript is spliced from 5 exons. Bases 93 to 1418 code for a protein of 441 amino acids. The record is from RefSeq and is a predicted model, not a curated record. NCBI's taxonomy places the organism in Eukaryota, Fungi, Basidiomycota, Pucciniomycetes, Pucciniales, Pucciniaceae.